This is a messenger RNA of Paramuricea clavata, 2973 nucleotides long. The record is from the annotation of a GenBank genome assembly. NCBI's taxonomy places the organism in Eukaryota, Metazoa, Cnidaria, Anthozoa, Malacalcyonacea, Plexauridae.
AGUCAUUUUUUCACACUGUGCUACGCAAUGGUCCACAAUGCGAGACAUUUGUAAAAACAAACUUACGUGUAACAAAUUGGAAACGCAAGCUAGGAUGUCGUUGUCAAUACAAGCAUGUUGUAGACUGGUGUGGAUGUUCACCCAAUGAUUUCAAACCAGAAGAUAUACCAAGACUACAGGUGGGAAAUAAACGGCAUUAAAUUAAAACUACACUAAUUUAUUUAUAUACUGGAUAAAACUGUUCUUCCUCGAGGUCCAGUAAGAGUCAUCUCUUAUUGAUCCGGUGUUACUACUGGAGGAAACCUAAACUAAACUAACUUUAUUUAUACUGGAUAGCUCUAUCAGUUCUAAAUUGUUCUUCCCAGAGGUCCACCAAGGAUCAUCUCUUCUUAUUCAUCCAGUAUUACUACAGGAGGAAACCUAAACUAAACCAACUUUAUUUUUCUGGAUAGCUCUACAGUAUCAAAGGGUCAUCUCUUUUUGAUCCAGUGUUACUACAAGAGGAAACCUACACUAAACUAAUUCUAUUUAUGCUAAAUAGUUCUAUUGGUUCUAAACUGUUCUCCCUAGAGGUCUAUUAAGAUCAAUUUCAAUUGAACAAAUCUUAUGUUAUUUCAGAGAUCCAAGUACGAUUUAUUCGCGAGAAAAUUCGAAGCGAUUGUGAAUCAGAAAGUCAUCAACCUUUGGGACGAAUAUUUAUUUGGGAAAUUUUCUCUGGAAACCCCGGCGCUUGCCACAUACUGGGAAAAUUUCUACCACUACCUAGAUGAUGACCGCAGGCUCAAUGAUGCCCUGCGCACGUACUUUGCGUCAUUUGGUCGCUUAGCAACGAGACACGUCAGUUCUACCUAUUGCAAGAACCUUCCGAUUGGCGAAUUCAAGGAGAUUACAUAUUUGAACCAAGAUGACGUGUUUAGCGGGAUGUUGAUUUUGCAAGAGAUUAGUUUGAAAGGAGGAAGGAGUAUUACAAUGGAGACAUGGUUGUCUAGAGCUGAUCAAGAGCAAAUGAUGAAUUUAAAUAUGAGCGAGGGGCCCAACCGCCUGGCUGGAUUACAGGUUAGUUACUACUGGUUGCUCAUUAGCUAGAAUCUCCCAUAGUUGUCGCUGAUUGGCUACAAGCUAACACACACACAAAGUUGCACGCAUGAUAGCAAAACAAACAGACUAGACUUUAUUAAGAACAAAUGAAUUUGGAUAUGAUGAGGAACCAAUUAAGGAGUCCUGCUGGAUUAAAUGUUAGGAAUGUGAAGGCGGGGGUGGGGGGUGGAACCACCGAAGAGAAAUGUUUUUCUUGGUAAGAAUUUUGCUGUUCCAACCAUUGAAAUAAGGAUACCAUUCAGUUGUCACACAUGUCCUUCAGUACCACUUCUGUGACAUGAGGUUGAUAACUGCUUGUGCAAUUUCCUGCGGUGUAAAGUUUCAUGUACUCUACAUAUACUUUCUUUGGAGACACGACUUGCCUCCUGACAGUGCCUCUGAUUGAUUUACAUAUUGUAUUGACAUAUGACUGUUGACAUUGCUUUUUAGUCUUCAAUAUUUGAGUGAGUCAUGCUUUGGAAAUGACAAUAAAUUUGUAUUACCCAACCCUCGAGUUUUGUUUUUCAUUUACACAAUCUUUUACUCACUCAGAAUUUUGUUUACCCAACCCUUUUCUCUUCGGUCGGCCACCAUAAAUAAUGACCGGGCACUCAACAAUGUACGAUCCUCUCUCAUGUAGGUGGGUACAAGCUGGGAUGAGAAAGAGAGAAUGUUUAGGAACCAUGGUCGACUUAUGGGACCAUGGGAUGACCCGGUAUUAGUACAUUACUGGAAGAAAGGAACACCGUUUAACAUCAAACUUAUGUGGAUUGACCCGAUCAGCGUGGUCACAGGCGUUUACGAGAUGCGAGUUGCGGACGACUGGGUGGUCUCCUUCCAUAAACCAACUUACAAUAAACCACUUCGUCCUGGCACAUGGACAGUGAAAAUGGUUUAUCGUGAAGAAGGGGGAGCUGACUUGGUUAUAGGUCAAACGAGUUUUUUGAUCAUACCUCUUGCCUUUAAAAAGGGCAUCGCGAUCGACCCUGAUCAGGCGAUUGCCUCAAACGCCGGUCCGCCUGCAGGAAGGUAUACCUCACAGUACACUAUAGAAUUUGAUAGAGAGUCGGCGAAUAUAGAUGUGCUUGCGAAUGUGGCGUCGUUGAACUCGAAAAAGACUGGACAAGAGUUACACGAGUGGAUAGACACUUUGGUAAAGGAGAACUGGUCUAUUGAAGACGCAUGCGCGGUUGGAAGUGAGGUACGGGAAUGUGAUGGAUUGGUACAGUGUGAACUGACGUCAUGGAGUUCGCGGUCACCUGACCCCAAGUCUGAAAUUGGUCAAGUUGGCGUGAAUGGUACACUAAGGUGAUCGCUAGGGAAAUACAUAGAAUGGUAAAUGUGGUCACAGAUGGAUUCAUAUGGAUUGAACUGUAUGUAUUAAGUGACAUGGUGGACUUUUCCGAUGACAGAGGGAUAUAUUAAAUGAUAGUUACAGGGUACUGUGGUCAACAGAGGGAUAUAUGAAGUGAUGAAUGGGUACUUGUGGUCACAUAGGGAUAGAUGAAAUGGCGAUAAAUGGGUACUUUAUGGGAUAGUGGUAGGGUAACUGUGUGAAAAUCGCGUGGUAUUUAUUGUCACAUUGGGACAUAUUUAGUGAAAACCACAGGGUACGUGUGGUCACAGAUGGACAAAUUCCAAAAAGUGUUAGACUUGAGCAACUAUAUCAGUAUGUAUUUAUGAGAAACAUUUUCAAAACAUAUCCGCAUUUAUAAAUUAAUGUCCAAGAAUUUUCUGACAUACGCAAAGAACAUCACCCAAAGCGCGCACGUUGAACGAACUUUGAAAAGUUCAUUUUCAAUGUUUAUAAAUAAAUUAUAUCAUUCAUACAAUUGGUGUUAUUUGUAUAACAAUCCCAACGAGACAAAUGAUCCGUCUGGACAAACUUGGACAAAG